UUUUAAAACAACGAUGGAUUGUUGUAGGUUUUUAAUUCAAGAUUGCUUAGUACAUCAAUUUUCUACAAUUGUGUUUUCAUAUCCCCAAAGAUUUUGAAUCCGAUUCUUGUAUCAUACCAGAAUCGGCUAAUAUUGAGUCAAGGGGUGAGUAUGACAAUGUUCUCACUACGCCAAAACGGCUUAUUAUUGACACUUCUUCCUUUUUGAAAUUGACUAGUAAAAAUAGUCGAUCUAUCUUUGACUGACAAAAUGCGUCGAAAGGCAUCUAACAUCACAUUUUAGGCGAAAACAAAAAUUUCAGAACGAAAACUAAAGUUUCGCUCCAAACUCUCUCUGCCCGCCAAAUGGAAACCAAAGUUCCUCUUUCCGCUCUCACUUUCUUUCAGUUCUUUCGGCUCUCACAUUCUUUCACUAAUACCUAAAUUCAUGAACUGCUCUAUAGCUCGUCUAGAGAAAUUCAAGUGACCGAUGCGGCUAUCUGGUUCACCGGCAAUACCAAAAAGAAGAGAAAGAAAGAAGAACGACAACCCGUGUACAACACAGCUAGAUGUCAUCUACUUGUCCAAGUAAAGAAUGGAUGGAUGCAGAUACUUUAUCUGAAAAAUACUUGUUAGGGGUUGCAUCAUUCCUCCAGUUUACAAAACAGAAGUUAGGUGGCGAUGAUUGGUAUUGUUGUCCUUGCAAGAAAUGUCUUAAUAAAAAGAAGAAUAAUCUAAAUGUUAUUUCUGAGCAUUUGGUUUCUGAAGGAAUAGAUCUGUCAUACCGAACAUGGUUCAAUCAUGGCGAACCACUUCGUAGAAGUAGACCCAAUGUUCGAACUCCUAUCUCAUCAUCCCCAUCAAGCAACCAUAAUAAAGGUUCAUCUCCAAGAAUUUCAGACUUGUUUUGGGAAACACUAGGGCGUGUAGAACCUAAUGACAUUGAUGCUUGUCUUAAUGAUCCAAUCCAAGAAAAUGACACAAUUCUUCCAGAUGGAUUACUUGAUUCACCUGUGGAUGCUAAUUAUGAGAGGAAGUUAGAAGAUGCAAUGAAACCAUUAUAUCCUUCAUGUGAGGGCCAACAUACAAAAUUGUCAGCUACAAUAGAGUUGUUGAGCAUGAAAGCACGAUACAACUGUCCAGAGGCACUUUUUACUCAACUUUUCCAGUUUAUAAAGAAUAUUUUGCCAAAGGAGAACAAUUUGCCAGAGAGCUUGUAUUGUGCAAAGGAGAUGGUCAAGCCUUUCCGGAUGAGUUAUGAUAUUAUAGAUGCAUGCCCUAACGACUGCAUACUUUAUUGGAGGGAAAAUGCAGAUAAAGAAAGUUGUCCAAAAUGUAAUGAAAAUAGAUGGAAAUCUGUAGAAAGUACUAAAGCAAUAGGUAAAAGGUUGCCACAAAAGAAGCUCAGGUAUUUUCCAAUCAAAGAGAGGUUGAAACGUCUGUAUAAUGUACCAUGGAUCGCUGAAAAUAUGAUAUGGCAUGACAAUUCAAUUGUAAGUGAUACAAGUAUGGGACAUCCAAAGGAUUCUACUUUUUGGGUAAACAUGAAUAAGGAAUGGCCUGAGUUUGCUUCUGAAAAGCGUAAUGUCCGUCUAGGACUUGCGACAGAUGGUUUUAAUCCUUUUGGGAUGAGUAACUCAUACAGUUGUUGGCCAGUUAUGGUCGUAUUGUAUAAUCUCCCUCCAUCAUUGUGCAUGACCAAAGAAUUCACCUUGUUAACUAUGCUGAUUCUCGGUCCUCAUGGCCCUGGUCAUAACAUUGAUGUCUAUCUGCAACCAUUGAUUGCAGAAUUGAGUGAUUUGUGGUCUGGAUGUGUCAUAUAUGAUUCCUACACAAAGACAAACUUUACCAUGAAGGCAAUGUUGAUGUGGUGCAUCCAUGAUUUUCCUGCUUAUGCUCAUUUAUCCGGCUGUAGGACUGCAGGACGAUAUGGUUGUCCUGUUUGUGGUGAGGGAACAGAUGCAACAUGGCUUAAGCACGGAAAGAAAUUCGCUUACCUCGGCCAUAGAAGGUUCUUGCCAGAAUCACAUCCUUUUAGAAGCCAAAAGACUCAAUUCAAUGGGAAUGAAGAACACAGAAAAGCACCGAAGCGUUUGACUGGUUCUGAUAUAUUACGAAAGAUGGAAACCAUUCACACAGAAUUUGGAAAGGUGACAGGUCAAAAGAGAAAACGAGCCACUAAAGUCAAUUCAGAAUGUUCAAAGAGGUCAAUUUUUUUUAAUUUGCCAUAUUGGAAGGUUUUGCCACUUCGACAUAAUGUGGAUGUGAUGCACGUUGAAAAGAAUAUAGCAGAAAACUUUUUUGCUACAACGAUGGAUACAAAAGGUAAGUCUAAGGAUCAUUUGCAAGCUCGUAAAGAUCUUAAAGCUAUGAACAUCAAAAGAAAAUUAUGGCCAACAGAAGAAAAUGAAAAGAAAACCUACCCCAAGGCUUCUUUUUCUUUAUCUCUACUAGAAAAAGAAUUAAUUUGUAAGACACUAAGUAAGUUGAAGGUUCCUAUUGGGUAUAGUGGGAAUUGGAAGCACAAAGUUUGUCUGCAAGAUUUUCAAUUAAAAGGCUUGAAGUCACAUGAUUAUCAUAUUCUCAUACAAGGAUUACUACCAGUGUUUCUAAUGUAUGGAUUUAAAAAGGAAAAACCUUUGCAAGCUGCAAUACGACAGUUGGGAAAUUUUUUCAAAGUCCUCUGCUCAAAGGUUAUCAAUCGUGCAGAACUUUCUCACAUGCAAAAGUGUAUUGUGGAGACAUUGUGUGUCUUUGAAACAUAUUUUCCACCAUCCUUUUUUGUUUCGAUGACACAUGUUGUGAUACACUUGGCUGAAGAGGCACAACUUUGUGGGCCUGUUAGAUAUAGAUGGAUGUACCAAUUUGAGAGGAUGAUGAGGACCUACAAAAGAUAUGGUAGAAACAAGACAUUUUUGGAGGGAUCUAUUGCAGAGCAAUACAUCUUAGAAGAAGCGAUGAGACAUUGCAUGGAGUACAUACCCAAUGAUAAAGGUAAAAGCUAUAAUCGAGUAGGACGCACAUACAUUGAAAAUGAAGAUGAAUGCCCUUAUCCUUUUAAUGCAAAUGGAAAAGCAUAUAGACUUUCUGGUUUGCAGUAUGAACAAGCACGCAAAUGGGUCUUGAAGCAGUCUCCUGUAAAUGCCGAGUGGGAGGAGAAAUACCAUGCAUAUCUUCAGGACCAUAAGUUUACUGCAAGACGGGUGAAAGGGACACAACAAAAGCUGAAAACUCUGAACUACAUCCCUUGGUUAAGAAAACAACUUGAGAAAGAGGAAAUGACUCAUUUUAAGAGGCUUGUCAAUGGUCCAGACUUCGAUGCUCUAGCAUAUAAAGCAUAUGCAGUAAAUGGUUACAUUUUUUACACUGCUGAUGCAGAACUAAAUUCAAGCACACAAAAUAGUGGGGUUUCCAUGAAUGCUGUUACAAGUUUUAGAUCAAGUGCUAAAGAUAAGAAUCUAGUGGAAGAAGAAGUUACUUACUAUGGCAUUGUCAAACAAAUAUUAGAGCUAAAUUAUUAUGAUUUUAGACAAUCUGUCUUCUACUGUGAUUGGGUGCGUAUAGAGGAUAAAGUAAAUGGAUGUGUAGUGGAUCCAGAAACAAACUUGAUUUUCGUAAACUUUGGAAGGUUUAGAAGAAAUUCAAGUGAUGACGAUGAACCAUUUAUACAUGCUUCAGAAGCGACUCAAGUAUUCUAUUGCAAGGAUGAAACGAGGGAUGAUUGGCAUUUGGUUUUGGAAUCUCCAAAAAGAUUAAGUCAUGAUGUGGACGCUUAUCAAGAUCCUUUUACUUUUGAAGAAACCACAUUCAACAGUUCAUUGAGCACAUCAAUGCUUGCUGGAAAUUUAGAACAUGAUAAAGAUUAAAGCUUCAAUGUAGUUGCUGUGUGUUUGGAUUAGAUGAUGAAAACCAUUCCAUGGAGUUGAGUUUAUGGCGGAUCAAUUUAAUAAUGCACAUGCAAGUGGGAGUGAUAGAAGCACAUCUGAUAAUUCAGAUGUACGUGAUAUUCAAUGAAUAUGAGCAUUUGUAGGUCUCUGAUCAGAGAAGCUCUCAACUGCGAGAGGUGAAUCUGAUCUUACUUCAAUGGCGUGCUUUUCAAAAACUUGAAAAAGGUUAUUGCUUAUGGACACUCGAAUUUGGAAGCUCUGCCAAAUGAAGCUUAUAGUAUCAUUAUCAAUAAGAUCUUGGAUGGUAGUUAGUACCUAUAUACGAGCGAUAUGAGAAGUUUGAAGCCGUAUUGUGGUUCAAUGCUAUUUUGAAACGCUAUUGAUCUUUUAGUUUUUUUAGUUUGAAGUAUUUGAUAUGCUAUUUGGGUACUACUCGAAUACUAGUUAAGUGGAAUUUGGACCAUGUGUAAUUGUGUAUUAAUGGAUCUUGAUGUUCAAAGUAUUGAAGACCACUCGAUUUCAAUUGAA
Molecule: messenger RNA, 4393 nt
Organism: Cuscuta epithymum
Lineage: Eukaryota; Viridiplantae; Streptophyta; Magnoliopsida; Solanales; Convolvulaceae
Source: the annotation of a GenBank genome assembly